AUGAGACUGUUGCCAAUCUUACAAGCAGCGCUGCUCGCAGGAACAGAAUGUGCGUUUUCGCCAGCAUCAGCUUUCGGUGUAUCUCCCAACAGAGACACGCGUCAAAGCAGCGCUUUGCAUAUUUCCUCCUGGGGAACCAAGAGUACCCCCUCCAGUUUGUCGGAUGACGCCAACAAAAGCCCGGCAGAUAACGUCCAGGCGUAUUUGAAGACUCCUGAAGCGGUUGAAGCACGCAGUAACAUCGAUGGAACAGUUCUCGUAUCCGGGUUGGUCAGGUCAAAGGAAAGAACAGACCAAGUGAUCUUCGACCUUCUUAACAACGGAGAGUCUGCAUUCGAAUUUGAGACUAUUAUAGCAUUCGUGGACGACAUCGCAUUUGCCAAAAAGCGUCUUUUGAGUCGCUCUGCUCGGUACAGUGGACUACUUGAUAAACUUGAUUUUGUAGAGGCCAGUGUUCCCGGAGGGUUGCCAUCUCCUGCACAAUUGGAAGGCGUGAAGAGUUGGGUUGCAGUUUUGGAUGCUGACGACUUGGUCAACACUGUUAGCGACGUGACUGCGGUCAUCAAACAGACAGGCACUGUGAAAAAUAUUGCCAUUCUCGCUGCAAAUGCGGCAAAUAUCGAUUCCUCCGAUGAGAAGCAAAUUGUAGAAUCACUGAAGGGAUGCGGUGCAAAGUUCACGAUGGUUGCUGUUGGUGAACUGCAGGAUUUUCCCGAGGGCACGGAUCCAUACAGUUUCUAUGAAAUGGGAUCAAGCGAAAGCAUGGUUGCGGAAGAUGCAACUUUCUCAAGGGACGAAGCAAUGAGAAUGAUAACUGAAUGCCUUCAGCUUGAGGCUGGAGUGAAUAAGGCGUUGUCAUUUUCGAAAGUUACUAAUGUAAACGCAACCGAAGCAAAGCUCAUUAAGGGAUUACGCGAAGCUGGAUAUGCUCGUCCCCAAGAAGUCGAUCAUAUGCUUCGUGAUGGAGUGAGCAACUACAAGAAAGCAAUAGCCGACUUCAUGGAGAAAAAUCCAGAUUAUGAAAAAGGGUACACGUCGGAUGUUUGGUGGGAAGAGGAGAAAUUCCAGAAGUCAGUUCGAAAGUCAGCUCUGCGCUCUGCUGAUGAGAAUCAAAAGAUAAAAGACUCUAGGGUUGAAGAAGUCGAGAAGAUUGCAAGAGAAUGGGCGAAGCGGGAAUAUUUCAGGCAAAUGAUGGCCGGCACUGUCGACGCUGAGCUAUCCGAGGAGAGCUUUCUGGAAUCUGUCUGGGAGCGUGCCAUGUUUGAAGGCGAUUUGGUGUACCGCCAGAUAAACGGUGAAGCAACGGAUGCUGACGCGGAACUUGAAGAUUUUAAAGCAAAGCAAGAGCGCAAAAAACAGGCGAUGCUGAAGAAGGCAAAGUCGGAGCUAAAGGAGAUUUUGGAAGAAGAAAAUCUUGGUGGCGAUGACUUGAAUGAAAAGUUGGAUAAGAUGGAUGCGAACCCUGAGGGCGCGAAACAAUCAUAG
Cylindrotheca closterium is the source of this 1485-nucleotide messenger RNA. NCBI's taxonomy places the organism in Eukaryota, Bacillariophyta, Bacillariophyceae, Bacillariales, Bacillariaceae. The record is from the annotation of a GenBank genome assembly.